CUCCAAUCUCCAAAUCUCCAAUCUCAAUCACAAUGCCGGAAGCAAGCUCGUCGUUCGUUUUCUCGCUCGUACUGUCCGUUCUGACGUUCGGUGCGCUCCAGAUGUUCAAGAAGCAGAUUGCGGGUGUCCAGCCUCUGCCAAUUCUCGGUGGAUUUGUCUGCUCGUGGUUUUUCGUCUUCUUCCUCACGGCCCUUAACAACUUGAGGCAAAUUCUGUCCGGUUCAUCGUACCAAUCCGGCCGAUUCGAUGUUGUCCUGGCUCUGGUCAUCACCGCGUUUGUCGGCGGCAGCAUCCAUCCCAUCUGCAUCACCACCGGAAUUGCAUUUUCGCUCGUUGCUGUCUACUAUUUGCAACGCAUCGCCACCAAGACCUACCAGUCGCGAACGUAAUUGAUUCCCGGCUCCCACUUCUUCGUUGGCUGUUGCGUUUCGUCAGCUUGCCUGGCGCUUUGGAUUUUGUCCCCUGCUCUUUGUCGAGGUGUGUUGUGCCCACGAUACAGUAUCAUAAGUGUUUUUUACGACAUUUUGUUGCAUCGAACAUGCUAUACGAAC
This is a messenger RNA of Capsaspora owczarzaki ATCC 30864, 551 nucleotides long. RefSeq lists its product as hypothetical. The record is from RefSeq and is a predicted model, not a curated record. Bases 33 to 389 code for a protein of 118 amino acids. Lineage: Eukaryota; Filasterea; Ministeriida; Capsasporidae. The transcript is spliced from 3 exons.